Molecule: messenger RNA, 694 nt
Organism: Ipomoea nil (Japanese morning glory)
Lineage: Eukaryota; Viridiplantae; Streptophyta; Magnoliopsida; Solanales; Convolvulaceae
Product: DNA repair protein RAD51 homolog 3-like
Exons: 4
Coding region: 65-415 (116 amino acids)
Source: RefSeq, a predicted model, not a curated record
UACUCUCAAUUCUCUCUCAACUCAACUUUCUUCAGCUCCUUCUUCGUCAAAUUUCAAUCCCGCAAUGUUGCAGACGCAGAACCAAUUAAUCCCGGACGAAAGUGUGGUUGCUCUGGGCGUUGAAACUAGCGGUGGUGAAACUGCUGCUGUUGUUGUCUUAUUUAAUCAAGUAACCACCAAAUAUUCUGAAGGUUCAUAUCAAUUGACUCUCGCCCUUGUGGGAAUGAAAGAAAUGCGGGCACACAUUGAUAAGUCGCCCUCUGUUCGAUCAGCAGUGACGAGAAGAGGCAUCCGGAACUCAACUUCAAGCUGCAAACGAGUCAAGAUGAUUCUACAGCACCUCGUGAUUGUUCUUGCACUUGCUCAGAUUGGUCAUUUUUGUUAUAGCCUCAAAGGUAACCAAGCAUAUCAUUGAAUGUCAUAGUAAACAUAUGCCAACUUCAGUAUAUUUCACCUAAAAAAAGAGUAUCACACUAUGCAUGACAUCUUGUAAUUAUUGUCAAAUGUCAAUAAUAUUUAUUUUCUCAGCUGCAUAUGACAUCUUCUUUGACCAUAAAUCUCGGAGUUCCUAAGAUAGUGUUGAAAUAAUGACCAAAAUGGGUUUUAUAGUGUUGAAAUAUUGACCAAAAUGGUUUUUAUGGAGUAAUGCUAUUAUCCACCAAUGAAUAUGAUGCAACCUUUUGCCAUUAUAUUU